Messenger RNA from Melozone crissalis (California towhee), 1899 nucleotides. Its product is annotated as histone-lysine N-methyltransferase SETD1A-like. The transcript is spliced from 9 exons. The record is from RefSeq and is a predicted model, not a curated record. Gene Ontology annotation, molecular function: protein binding; histone H3K4 methyltransferase activity. NCBI's taxonomy places the organism in Eukaryota, Metazoa, Chordata, Aves, Passeriformes, Passerellidae. Gene Ontology annotation, cellular component: Set1C/COMPASS complex. The coding region runs from base 1 to 1854 and encodes 617 amino acids.
AUGGGGAGAAAACAGGAGAUUUUGGGGACAUUGGAGAAAAAUAGGGACAUUGAGGACGCCCCCAGGAGGGGACGCGGGGGGGCGGGGCAGCAGCUCCUCCUCGGCGCCCCCAUCUUCAUCAUCGUCAUCCUCGUCCUCGUCCUCAUCGUCGUCAUCGUCCUCGUCGUCCUCAUCAUCCUCCGAGGACGAGGCCGAAGAGCGCCCGGAGCCCGCCCGGCCCCCCGAGCCCAGACCCGAGCUGGGGCGGGGCCGGCGGCAACGACGACCCCGCCCUCUGCGGGGGCGGAGCCGGGAUCGCCCCCCCCGCCCCGACGCCCCGCCCCGCCCCGGCGCCCCGUCCCGCCCGGCCGCGCCCCCGCCGAGCACCUGGGGGCGUCCUCGCUGCUGGAGCUGGCGCGGGGUGGGGCCGGCCACGCCCACCCGCCACACCCCCAGCGGGGCGGGGCCCAGCCGGCCGCGGGCGGGGACCUGGCGGUGCUGGCCGCCAUCGCCCUCACCCGCGGGGACGGCGACGGCGACAGCGACGGGGACGGCGACAGCGACGCCCCCGAGGGACCCCCGGCACCCCCAAACCGGGACCCCCCCCAGCCCCGCCCCCCGCCGGCCACGCCCGGCCACGCCCCGUGCCUCGAGGAGGUGCUGGAGGCGCCCGAGGAGGUGGUGGCCGAGCUGCCCCCGCCCGGCGCCACCGAGGCCACCACGGGCGGGGCGACGGCGCCGCCGUCAUCGGCGCCAUCGUCGGCGCCGCCGGCGCGGCGCAAACGGCACCGGGCGGCGCCGCCGCCGUCGUCCUCGAGCGAUAGCGAGGAUGAGGAGGGCGACAGCGACAGCAGCGACAGCGACAGCAGCAGCGACAGCAGCGACAGCGACGGCGGCCGGCGCUGGCUGCGCCCCCGCAGCGGCGGUGACAGCAAUGGCGAUGGCGCCGCGUCCCCGGCGGCCGCGGUGGCGUUCGCGCCGCGCAGCGAGUUCGAGCAGAUGACGAUCCUGUACGACAUCUGGAGCGCCGGGCUGGACGCCGAGGACGCGCGGUUCCUGCGGCUCACCUACGAGCGGCUGCUGCAGCAGGACGGGGCCGCGCACUGGCUGAAUGACACCCACUGGGUGCCGCACACUGUGACGCGCUGGAGCAGCCCGCGGUGCCGCAGCAGCCGCAGCGGCCGCCGGCGCCGGCGCUGGCCCGAGAGCCGCGAGCACCGCACGGGCAGCGCGCGCAGCGAGGGCUGGUACCCCAUCAGCCGCCGCGAGAAGGCGCGCUACCUGCGGCCCUGCCCCGCGCCCCGCCCCGACCCCGACGCGCCUGACACGCAGGGUCCCAACCGCGUGCUGUCGGAGCGGCGCUCGGAGCAGCGGCGCCUGCUCAGCGCCAUCGGCUCGGCCGCGCUGCCGGACAGCGACCUGCUCAAGCUCAACCAGCUCAAGUUCCGCAAGAAGCGGCUCCGCUUCGGCCGCAGCCGCAUCCACGAGUGGGGCCUGUUCGCCAUGGAGCCGAUCGCGGCCGACGAGAUGGUGAUCGAGUACGUGGGGCAGAACAUCCGCCAGGUGGUGGCGGACAUGCGUGAGAAGCGCUACGCGCAGGAGGGCAUCGGCAGCAGUUACCUGUUCCGCGUGGACCACGACACCAUCAUCGACGCCACCAAGUGCGGCAACCUGGCGCGCUUCAUCAACCACUGCUGCACGCCCAACUGCUACGCCAAGGUGAUCACCAUCGAGGCGCAGAAGAAGAUCGUCAUCUACUCCAAGCAGCCCAUCGGCGUCAACGAGGAGAUCACCUACGACUACAAGUUCCCCAUCGAGGACACCAAGAUCCCGUGCCUGUGCCGCACCGAGAGCUGCCGCGGCACGCUCAACUAGCCCGGAUACGGCACAAACUGGCCCAAACCGGGGCUGGCUGCUGGC